Caenorhabditis angaria is the source of this 2742-nucleotide messenger RNA. The record is from the annotation of a GenBank genome assembly. NCBI's taxonomy places the organism in Eukaryota, Metazoa, Nematoda, Chromadorea, Rhabditida, Rhabditidae.
AUGCUAAAACUCAAUCACUCUCUAUUGGAUCCAAAUUUCGAGGGAUACAAAGUAUCCAUGGAAAAUUUUCCCAUCUUCAAGAAAAAUCUCGAAGAAAAAUGUGAGUUUUCCAUUUUUCUCUAACCUGACCUGACCUAAAUUUAAUUUCACAAUCAGGUUUCUCUCGAAAUCGUCCAAAUUCAAUGGUAACUUUACAACACAUGAAAAUAUUCGGAGAAGAAAAUCCGAUUUUUUCGAAUUUUGAGGCGAAAAAAUUGUAUCGAUUUUUGGAAAAUGGAGAUGUUCAGAUGAUUUUGUUUGAUCGAAUUGUGGGUUUUUUCGGGGAAUUUGAGAAAUAUUCAUUAAAUAAUUAAUUACAUAGUUAAUUACUCAUUUUCAGUCCUCAAUUUGGCUGAAAAUUUCGGAGUUUCAGAUGAGAAAAUCAAUAGAUUUUUCGAAUUUUCAUUAAUUUUUGCAAGUCUCAAAAUUUCAGCCAAAUUGAGGUCUGAAAAUUUGGGGAAAAUAUGUUUGAUGUGCAGGUCCCUGAAAAUCUAGCAAACAAAAAAAAUUAAUUUUUUACGAGAAAACAUUGUGACGUCAUCAAAAAUUUUUUUCUCAUAAAAAAUUCCCUAUUGCUCAUAUUAAUAUCAUAUUUUGUUUCAGCUCAAAACCUUCCAAACUUCCAUCAUUGCUCAUAUUAACCUCGGAUCUCCCGAUUCUCUUGGAUAUCCUCCAAAUCUCCAAUUCACUUCGCAUAACUUGAUUGUUGCCUCAAAUGGAAUUUCAGACAUUUUCGUAUUUUUGGAAUUGGAUGGGAAAGAAUGGCUUGAAAUGCUGAAAAUCGAGAUUUUGGCUGAAAAUUCUGAAAAUCCAGGAAUCUCUUUAAUUGAAGUGAGAACUGAUGAAAAACGAGAAAAUUUGCAUAUUUUGGCGGGAAAAUUGGAAAAUUGUGAGAAAACUGGAAAAUGGAGAACUAGAAUUUAUUGGAUUACUGUAGGAUUGGAAGGUUUGGUUAAUUAUUCUUAAUUAAUUACCCUAAUUAAUCACCUAAUUAUAUUUUCAGACCUCGAUUUGGCUGAAAAUUUGACUAUAAAAUCUCGCCGAGAAAUCCUUCAAUAUGGAAAUUUUGAGACGUGCACAAUUGAUGAAAAUUUGAAGAAUCUAUUGAUUUUCUCAUCUGAAACUCCCAAAUUUUCUGGAAAUUUGGAUGCUGAAAUUGAGAGUGAAAAGUCUAUGGAUUUUCAGCAAAAUGGAAGGAAAAUUGAAGUGAAUUUUGAGGUUUUGGACGAGAUUUUGGAGGAGAAUGUGAAGUUUAAUGUGAGUUUUUUUCUGAAAUUUCUGGAAAAUCUGAAAAUUCUAGUUUUCGAGCGGAAUUUCUCAUCAAAAAUGAUCCAAAUUCAAAUAUUUAAAAAAUUUAUUUUUCAAAAAUUCAUCAUAAAAUUUCCUCAAAAAUAGAUUACUGUAGAUUUUUGGCUCCAAAACUACGGUAAAUUGAAAAUCUCAUUUUUCGCGCUAAAAAUUGUACAGUACACCCGGAAAAUCCACGUGGUAGAUCAAAUUUUGGCGUCAACAAUACUCUACAGUAACCCAUGACUUAUUUUAACUUAAAAAAACGUGAAGUUUUGGCGCCAAAAACCUACAGUAACCCUAAGUAGAUCAACAAUUUCGCGCGUUUUUCCUUCAGAUCUCGAAAAAAUCGAUAUUCUUGGCUGUCAACAAUUCAAUUCUACUCGAAGGCACACUUUUUGGAGAAAUUGACGAAAAUUCGGUGGAAAUUUGUGCGGACCCAAAAAAUCACAAAAUUUCGCUGAAAAUUGAGAAAAUCGAGGAUUUGAAAUGGGAUGAAUUGCUGGAAAAAUCUGGAAAUUCCGAGAAGAAAAUUGAGAAAAAAGUGGGAUUUUCCUCAAUGAAAACUAAUUUUGGCUUGAAAAUUAUGGAUUUUUGCAGGGAUUUGGUCAGAAAAUCGAUAAAUCUGAAGAUGAAGAGAAAAUAUGCGGAGGAAUUGAUGAAUAUUCAGAAGAAUGUGAUGAAUCUGAAAAUGCGCAAUUUUUGUGGAUUUUAGAUGUGGAAAAGCUGAAAAUUCUGAAAAAUGUGAGCAAAAAUUGAAAUUUCAGCCAAAAUUCUGCUUAUUUUUAGCCAGACUUAGAUUAAACAGGAUUCUGGAAUUUCUGAUUUUCUGGAUAAUAAAAAAAUCUAAUUCACAUUCUGAAAUACCUGUCUGAAACUAGAAAUCUCAAAAUUUCAGCCAAAAUCUUGUUUUGACUGAAAUUUUGAGAUUUCUAAUUUUUGGCAGGAUUUCAGCGGAGAUGCGGAAGCUAUGCUCAAAUUUUGCUUGAAAAGGGGCGUGGCCUAAUUUGAAAAUAUUUGCAGUUUGAUCUCACUGGCCAUCAAAUCCUUUUCAUCCGCCGCGACAAUCUGAAACCCGCCGAAAUUUGUUUGCGAUUUGAUGUCGAUGGAAUAAUCUGGAAAUUUUCUGCCCAAAAUCCCGAACAUCUCGCAACUCUUCAAGCUUUCGGAUAUGUUCAAGCUUCAAAAAUUCAACGAAUUUGGUCGGGAUGUUCGGAUGAUUUUAAAUUUGGAGCAAUUGUUGAAGCAAAUCGCAUUUUGGUUUAUUCGCAAAAUGUGGCUGUUGAUGGAAGUAAGUUAGCCUAAUUUAAGUUAAAGUUAGCCUAAGUUCCCCCAAUUUUUCUUGCAGAUUUGGUAAAUCGGAAAACGAGCUCAAAAAAUCACACAUAUCUCCAAACAACAUCUGAUUCGACUUGA